Sparassis crispa is the source of this 1338-nucleotide messenger RNA. Its product is annotated as Tubulin alpha-1B chain. The record is from RefSeq and is a predicted model, not a curated record. Gene Ontology annotation, biological process: microtubule cytoskeleton organization; nuclear division; nuclear migration by microtubule mediated pushing forces. Bases 1 to 1338 code for a protein of 445 amino acids. Gene Ontology annotation, cellular component: microtubule; spindle; cytoplasm. Gene Ontology annotation, molecular function: GTP binding; structural constituent of cytoskeleton. NCBI's taxonomy places the organism in Eukaryota, Fungi, Basidiomycota, Agaricomycetes, Polyporales, Sparassidaceae. The transcript has 9 exons.
AUGCGUGAAGUUAUCUCUCUCCAUAUUGGACAAGCUGGCGUUCAGAUUGGCAACGCGUGUUGGGAGCUGUACACACUCGAGCAUGGCAUGACACCGGACGGUCGCAUAACCGAAGUAAAACCCGGUAGCGACCAUACCAGCUUUUUCUCUGAAACCAACUCUGGGAAACAUGUCCCUCGCUCUCUCUAUGUCGACCUUGAGCCCGGUGCUAUCGAUGAUGUCAAGACUGGUCCGUACAGGUCAUUGUUCCAUCCCGAGACGAUGAUUUCUGGCAAGGAAGACGCAGCCAACAACUAUGCCCGCGGCCACUACACCGUCGGGAAGGAGAUGAUCGACCCAGUGAUGGACAGGAUCCGUCGCCUGGCAGACAACUGCUCCGGCCUGCAGGGAUUUUUCGUCUUCCACUCAUUUGGCGGUGGAACAGGUUCAGGGUUCGGCGCGCUGGUCCUUGAGCGCCUCUCGGCAGACUAUGGCAAGAAGUCCAAGUUGGAGUUUUGUGUAUACCCCGCGCCUCAGCUGUCGAGUUCCAUCGUCGAGCCGUACAACUCUGUGCUUACGACGCACACGACGCUCGAGCAUUCGGAUUGCUCGUUUUUAGUCGACAACGAAGCGAUUUACGACAUCUGCAAGACGAGGUUGGGCGUUUCGCUGCCGAGCUUCACGAACUUGAACAGACUGAUCGCGCAGGUGGUCUCGUCCGUGACCGCGUCGCUGCGCUUUGGCGGGUCCAUGAACGUCGACCUUGCUGAGUUCCAGACGAACCUCGUGCCGUUCCCGCGCAUCCACUUCCCUGUCGCCUCGUUUGCGCCGCUGCUGUCCACGGAGAAGGCACACCACGAGCAAAACUCCGUUGCAGAGAUGACGUUCUCGUGUUUCGAGACGGGGAACCAGAUGGUCAAGUGCGACCCAAAGGAGGGCAAGUACAUGGCGUGCGGCCUCUUCUACCGCGGCGACGUCGUACCCAAGGACGUACAGGCCGCCGUCGCGACCAUCAAGACGAAGAAGACCAUCCAGUUCGUGGACUGGUGCCGGACGGGCUUCAAGCUGGGAGUCUGUAAUGAGCCUUCGGCGUGCGUGCCCGGCGGCGACCUUGCCCGCACGACACGCAGCUUGUGCAUGCUGUCAAAUACCACGUCCAUUUCCGCCGCUUGGAGCCGACUUGAUUACAAGUUUGACCUGAUGUAUUCGAAGCGCGCCUUCGUUCAUUGGUACGUCGGUGAGGGCAUGGAAGAGGGUGAAUUUUCGGAAGCUCGCGAAGACCUUGCCGCGCUCGAGAAGGACUAUGAGGAGGUAGGUCUGGACUCCCCGGAGGACGAAGAGCAAGGGGUUGAGUAUUAG